Molecule: messenger RNA, 1671 nt
Organism: Stereum hirsutum FP-91666 SS1
Lineage: Eukaryota; Fungi; Basidiomycota; Agaricomycetes; Russulales; Stereaceae
Exons: 9
Coding region: 1-1671 (556 amino acids)
Source: RefSeq, a predicted model, not a curated record
AUGAAACCGAUCCUUUUCUCAAUAUAUUCCCGGCGACCGUUCGCUUUCUCCGGUGCUACAGCCACCACUGAUCAGGACGCAUGGACUCCAACACCGCUGAAGACUUGGUUCUGGGUUCCUUUCGUCUGUGUACUAGUGGCAGGGGCAAUUACACUGGAAGUUGCGCUGAGCUUCAGUCAUCGCAAGCAUGGAUGGGCUACGAGCGCCUCAUUCUCAUCUGAGGAGGGCAUAUUGCAUUAUGUCUAUACUCUUCCCCCGGUGGGCGUGGCAAUGAUCAUCGUUGGCCUUUGGACAUGGACGGAUAUGGAAAUCAAACGUCUGCAGCUCAGCCUUGGUUCUCUGGGGUGCUUAUUUCAACAGGCACUGGCUAGUGAUUCUCACCUCCCUUAUGGUUCUUCUCUGCCUCGCCUUUCAACCACUCUCUGCCGCCCAGUAUCAAGACUUGACUUGUAUGUCGUAUACUCAACAUAUAGUGUGAUUACUGAUGAUGAACGGUCUCUUGUAGCAUUCCUAGGUGCCUCUGGUUAUGCCUCUUCAUCGAUUUUGUACAAUCUGGGAGACACACCUUUUGUGCAUAACGGCUUCACUGUCGGGGAAAUAGAGCUUCCUUACGAUGUCGCAAACACCGGAAAUCUAACUGCCAAUACCACCGCCAUUUUCACCGAUCCAGGAUGCCGAGAACCCGACAACAACGUAUGUUGGACUAACAGCGCAGUCUUCAGCGGCUGUAACUUCACCUGGGAAGUCAACAAAUCCUCAGUACACCUCUUCGGCGCCGAAAUCAUGCCCGACUGCUCCGCCUUCGACUCCUCCGACCCAGCCUUCAUGCCCGUCAUCUUCUGGUUCUUCACAUAUGAGCCUGCUGCCGCUGCCUCCGUCACACUUUGCGCGCCCACAAUCCAGGUCCAAAAUGUCGCCAUUGCUGUCGAUCUCGGCUCGUCGAACCUCACAUCCGUGACCACUCUGGGAAACGUGACGGCCGGCGAGGAAAACUUCACGCAGUUCGCAGGGAACGUAACGGGCGAUCCACUGGACGGGAGGGCGUAUAAUGGAUUGAACUGGACGGCAAAUCAGUUGGUGUCGGAUCCGUUCGUGAAUGCAAGGGCGACGGCGAUUCAGUUGCAGUUGCCCGCUGCUGUGUUUCAGAGUGCGGAACAGAGCCAGCAGGGACUUACUGCUGCGUUUGCGAAUAAUUCGUUCGCGGAGCUGUCGGCGACGGUUUAUAGGACAUACCUUGCGAUGUUGGCGAAGCUUGUGUACUUCGUUGAGGAUAACGAGCCAAUCAAUGUCCGGAUAUCCACCACCCAGAAGAGGCUCACGAUGAGUGACAUCGCCGUACACCUCCUCUCCGCUGGGAUGCUCACGCUCAGCCUAUUCACUGUCGUUGUUCAACUCCUCCAUAAACGCUCUCGGCAAGACCUCCGUCUCCUACACCAGCCAGGAACCCUGGCCUCCGCGGCGUCAUUCACUGCCUCCACCGGUACAGCCGCCCUUCUCGAUGGCCAGCAACGCCGAGAGGACCUUUACAAGGCGCUUCGAGAUAGGAAGUUCAGGAUCAACCCUGUCACAAAUAAGAUUGUGAUGGAGGGUGAGCCUGAGUAUCCGUUCUCGAAGAGUCCAAAUUGGAGGAAGUCGUUCUUUGGAAGCUCGGGCAGAGCAGGUCAGAGCUGA